UGUUUCAUCUCACCUUCUCCCGUUUCCUCAUCACUCUCCUCUUCUUUCUUACUGAACAAAGCCACCAUUGUUUCUCCGCAAAUUCUUCUCCUUCUCUGCUAGAUCUGCUCUCAGAUCUUCAUCGCAUUCAAUGCUCCUGCGUUUUUUGCACCAAUUACCGUGAUUGCAGUGACCUGACUCUUCUUCCUAUUCACUCUUUUCCAAUAUGAUUAUCUCUAGUCCUGUGACUCCUGGUCAGGUUUCGUGCCUGCUUGGAAUUAUUCCUGUCGUCGCCGCAUGGAUAUACUCGGAGAUAUUGGAGUAUCGGAAGAAUUCAUUCGCUUCCAAAGUGACUUCGGAUGUCAAUUUGGUUGAAAUGAGCAGUAAUGCUGUUAAAGAAGAGGAUACAGAAGUUUUAUUAGAGGGGGGAGCAUUGCAGACAGCCUCUCCAAAAGCUCGUAGUCCCACAUCACCAAUUUUUCGAUUCCUUUUGAUGGAUGAAAGUUUUCUGAUUGAAAACCGUUUGACACUUCGCGCAAUGUCUGAAUUUGGUCUCCUUUUGGCUUAUUUUUAUUUGUGUGAUCGCACAGAUCUGUUUAACUCAUCAAAAAAAAGUUACAACAGGGAUCUUUUCUGGUUUCUCUAUUUCCUCCUCAUCAUAGUUUCGGCAAUGACUUCUUUUAAGAUACAUCAUGACAAGUCUCCAUUCUCUGGGAAAUCCAUACUUUAUUUGAAUAGGCACCAGACUGAAGAAUGGAAAGGCUGGAUGCAGGUUUUGUUUUUGAUGUACCAUUACUUUGCUGCAUCUGAGAUCUAUAAUGCCAUUCGUAUCUUCAUUGCUGCAUAUGUCUGGAUGACUGGUUUUGGGAACUUCUCAUAUUAUUAUGUACGGAAAGAUUUUAGUCCUGCAAGGUUUGCUCAGAUGAUGUGGCGGCUUAAUUUCUUGGUGUUGUUCUGCUGUGUUGUCCUUAACAACAGUUAUAUGUUGUAUUACAUCUGUCCUAUGCAUACUCUUUUCACUCUUAUGGUUUAUGGGGCACUUGGUAUUCUGAACAAGUACAAUGAGAUUGGGUCAGUUAUUGCAGCAAAAAUCAUUGCUUGCUUCUUGGUGGUCAUACUAGUAUGGGAGAUACCUGGAGUAUUUGAAUGGGUCUGGAGCCCAUUUUCUUUCCUGCUCGGUUAUACUGAUCCUAACCCUGCAAAAUCUCACCUUCCUCGUUUGCAUGAAUGGCAUUUCCGCUCCGGUCUUGAUCGCUACAUCUGGAUAAUUGGAAUGAUUUAUGCUUACUAUCAUCCAACUGUUGAAAGAUGGAUGGAGAAAUUGGAGGAAGUGGAAAUCAAGCGUAGAAUAUCAAUCAAAGCUCUUGUUGCAAUAAUAUCUUUGCUGGCUGGCUAUUUAUGGUUCGAGUAUAUAUACAAGCUGGACAAGAUUACUUACAACAAAUAUCAUCCAUACACCUCAUGGAUUCCUAUAACCGUAUACAUAUGCCUCCGAAAUGUUACUCAAAGUUUCCGUGGCUACUCUUUGACCCUUUUUGCAUGGCUUGGAAAGAUCACAUUGGAAACCUAUAUCUCCCAGAUCCAUAUCUGGUUAAGGUCUGGUGUUCCAGAUGGUCAACCCAAAUUAUUGCUUUCUUUAAUCCCAGACUACCCAAUGUUGAAUUUUAUGCUCGUUUCUGCUAUAUAUAUCGCAAUUUCUUAUAGGCUCUUUGAACUGACAAAUACACUGAAAAUGGCGUUUGUGCCUAGCAAAGACGAUAAACGUCUUGUACACAACAUAGUUACGGCUACAACAAUCUGUGUUUUAUAUUCCUUGUCCUUUGUCUUCCUUAGGUUACCUCUAAUGUGGGUUUGAGAGUUGAGACAUGUAUAUUACGGAUUGCUGCAAGCUUACAUGCCAGAUUCCUAUGGACUCGGAAGAAUUCUGCGCAACUUCUACAGUUUGCUUGUCAAACCAAAUUUUCAAUGAAGGAUGCCUUUGUGUUCAUCCCGUUAUUGAGACUACCUACACGGGAAUCAUUAUAAUAGGAUUCUAGCUGGUUUCAGAAAGUUGUAUAUUUGGGGGCGGCUAGUGGAUGGCGUCUGUUUUUUUUUUUUUUCCACAUUUGGUUGUAAGCUAGGUCGGUUUAUUUCAGAUGAGUAAACGACAUGUAAAUACCCAUACGUUUGAUUUAUAAUAGAUUGGAUAUGGUCAUCUUUGAUGAAGAG
Molecule: messenger RNA, 2187 nt
Organism: Neltuma alba
Lineage: Eukaryota; Viridiplantae; Streptophyta; Magnoliopsida; Fabales; Fabaceae
Product: protein REDUCED WALL ACETYLATION 2-like
Biological process (GO): plant-type secondary cell wall biogenesis; xylan biosynthetic process; xyloglucan metabolic process
Cellular component (GO): Golgi apparatus
Molecular function (GO): acetyltransferase activity
Source: RefSeq, a predicted model, not a curated record